AACUGGCACGUGCAAGCCUCCCGCAUGCAACGACGAGCUUUCCUUUCAAAAAACUGUUCACUGUCUUUUCAGAUCACAGUACGAGUACCAAUCACCUAAACAAAAAGCGUAUAGGAAGAAUUAAACUUUUUGAGAAAAUCUCUUUCGAGAUGUCAUCCACGGCCAUCGGUGUCAGCUUGUCAAUGAGUAGCCGCAUAAGAAGAGGAGGAGGAGGAGAAGUCGAUGUUGAAAGAGUACUAGUGACGGCCUCACCGACAACAUUGAAGCUGAUUCAGACCCGGAGAGUAGUCGCAGGCAGGUUUUUGGGGAUGAAGAAAAGAUUCCAUGGUACCGUAGCAAUCACUAAGGCAGAGGUGGACGACGGAGAGGAGAAGAGGACUAGUAGGAAUAUGAGAGUUGGACUCAUUUGCGGAGGUCCGUCGGCAGAGCGUGGGAUUUCUUUAAACUCUGUUAGAUCAGUUCUUGAUCAUAUUCAGGGUAAUGGUAUAAGCGUCAGCUGCUAUUACAUAGAUCCUGAUCUCAACGCUUAUGCAAUAUCCUCUGCUCAGGUGUACUCAAAUACUCCGGCAGAUUUUGAUUUCAAGCUCGAGAGUCUUGCACAAGCAUUUGCUUCGUUAUCAGAAUUGGCCGAGCAUCUUGUUUCAGCUGUUGACAUUGUCUUCCCAAUAAUUCAUGGUCGGUUCGGUGAAGAUGGUGGCAUUCAGGAGCUGUUGGAGAGUCAUAACAUUCCAUUUGUCGGUACCGGAUCCGUAGAAUGUCGCCGAGCCUUUGACAAGUAUGAAGCCUCUUUGGCGCUCAAGGAGCAUGGGUUCAUGUCAGUACCGAACUACUUGGUUCAGGGAACUGAAGUAGACGAAAGUGAAAUAGCGCAAUGGUUUACGGAUAAUCAGCUGGACCUCGAGGUUGGAAAAGUCGUGGUAAAACCAGCUAACUCAGGAUCUAGCAUUGGUGUCAAGGUUGCUUUUGGCGUAAAAGACUCAAUUAAGAAGGCUACUGAACUUAUUCUAGAGGGAAUUGACAAAAGGGUAGUUGUUGAGGCGUUUAUUGAAAAUGCAUAUGAGUUUACUGCCAUCGUCUUGGAUGUCGGUUCUGCCUCUGAUUGCCAUCCUGUUGUGCUGUUACCUUCUGAGGUAGAACUUAAGUUCCACGGAAGUGGUGAUACGAAAGAAAACGCCAUCUUCGACUACCGGAGGAAGUAUCUGCCGACACAACAGGUCACCUAUCAUACUCCUCCUCGGUUUCCUAUCCAUGUUAUCAAAAGCAUACGUGAAGAGGCAUCUCUUCUAUUCAAAAAGCUAAGUCUACGCGAUUUUGCUCGCUUUGAUGGAUGGUAUUUGACUCCCACUUCAAAUUUAGCAUCAUCUGCAAGUCAAACGCUUACAAGAUCAGGGGAUAUUAUAUUCACAGACAUCAACCUGAUAAGUGGCAUGGAACAAACUAGCUUGUUCUUCCAGCAGGCUUCUAAGGUUGGAUUUUCUCAUUCAAACAUUUUACGAACAAUAAUCUACCGUGCUAUCUCAAGGUAUCCCCAGCUUUAUUGGUAUAAUUAUGAUGAGUCUAGCCGAGGUUCAAAAACCAUGGAAACCCCCGGGGACGUCCAGAAAGUGUUUGUCUUAUUUGGAGGAGACACUUCAGAGCGGCAGGUCUCAGUCAUCAGCGGAACAAAUAUAUGGAUGAAUUUACAAAGAUUUGGAGAUCUCAAGGUAACUCCUUGCUUGCUAUGUUCAUCACUUAGCAACUCAAUGGGCGCAUUUCCGGACAAAACAGAAUCAGAUUUGGACAAUAGAGAAGUUUGGUUAUUACCCUACUCUGUUGUGCUAAGGCACACUGUUGAGGAAGUUCUUGCAGCUUGCAUGGAAGCUAUUGACCCUGAUCGGGCUCGUUUUACGUCUCUGCUGCAGCAGCAAGUGAAGGAGGAUCUUAUGAAUGCUUUGAAGAAUCAUAGCUGGUUUGCAGGGUUUGAUAUAAUAGACGAAGUGCCCAUGAGAUUCUCGUUGAAAGAUUGGAUCAAGCUUGCCAAGGAAUCUGAAGCGACCGUGUUCCUUUCAGCGCAUGGAGGAAUUGGGGAAGAUGGUACGAUGCAGGCUUUACUGGAGGAUGAAGGAGUGCCUUACACAGGUUCAGGAGUACAUGCUUCAAGGAUUUGCAUGGACAAGGCUAUGGCAUCCAAGGCUCUUAGUCAUCUUUCAGAGUUUGGAGUUCAAACAAUAAGCAAUGAAGUGAAGAGAACGGAGGAUAUAAUCCAUGAGAGCAUCCCUGACAUUUGGGAUGAAUUGAUCACCAAGUUUAAGUGUCUGACACUAUGUGUUAAACCGGCAAGGGAUGGUUGCUCCACUGGUGUUGCAAGAUUAUGUUCCUCUGAUGACCUUGCGGUAUAUGUACAAGCUUUAAGAGACUGUCUACCAAGGAUUCGAGCAAACUCCUUUUCCAAGACACAUGGAAUGAUUGAGAUGCCAAAUCCUACCCCAGAGCUCUUGAUUUUUGAACCAUUUAUUGAGACAGAUGAAGUCAUAGUUUCAUCUAAAUCCAGUGAGAAGCUAUCAUGGAAAGGUAGUAGGCGGUGGGUAGAGAUAACCGUGGGCGUAAUAGGUAAGCAUGGGUCGAUGCGUUCGCUUAGUCCUAGUCUUACUGUCAAGGAAAGUGGCGAUAUAUUGUCACUAGAGGAGAAGUUCCAAGGCGGCACUGGCAUAAAUCUCACUCCACCUCCAACAACGAUCAUGAGUAAGGAAGCAUUAGAGAGAUGCAAACGAGGAAUUGAGCUGAUUGCGAAAACUCUCGGGUUAGAAGGGUUUUCACGUAUUGAUGCUUUCGUGCACGUUGAAACAGGAGACGUUAUGGCAAUAGAGGUGAAUACAGUUCCCGGAAUGACUCCUUCCACUGUUUUAAUCCAACAGGCAUUAGCAGAGCAGCCUCCAAUGUACCCUCCUCAAUUCUUUCGCACACUGCUUAAUCUUGCUGCUCAAAGAGUCAAGUAAGCCUUUUUCUGUAUCUAUCAUUCCCAAGUGUAUUAAAUAAGAGUGUUGUAAAUUUGAUUUCGUUGUGUGCUAUAUUGAAACAAAAGUUUGAAUAAUGUGAAAAACAAUAAUUUACUU
Molecule: messenger RNA, 3092 nt
Organism: Brassica oleracea var. oleracea
Lineage: Eukaryota; Viridiplantae; Streptophyta; Magnoliopsida; Brassicales; Brassicaceae
Exons: 24
Coding region: 150-2975 (941 amino acids)
Biological process (GO): peptidoglycan biosynthetic process
Cellular component (GO): chloroplast
Molecular function (GO): D-alanine-D-alanine ligase activity; metal ion binding; ATP binding
Source: RefSeq, a predicted model, not a curated record